This is a messenger RNA of Leptopilina heterotoma, 690 nucleotides long. RefSeq names its product nuclear transcription factor Y subunit beta-like. The record is from RefSeq and is a predicted model, not a curated record. The coding region runs from base 1 to 690 and encodes 229 amino acids. The transcript is spliced from 3 exons. Lineage: Eukaryota; Metazoa; Arthropoda; Insecta; Hymenoptera; Figitidae.
AUGCCACCGAUGCAACAGCAGCAGCCACCGUUGCAACAACAUCAGCAGCAAAUGCCACCGAUUCAACAACAGCUGCCGUCACCACCAUUGCAACAGCAUCAGCAGCAACAUUUUCCAACAUUGAUGCAACAACAGAAGUCGCAGCAACCGAUGCUGCAGCAAGUGACGACGAUGCAACAGCAUCAGCUGCCACUGUUGCAACAUCAGCCGUCGAAAUAUUUCAUUGAUAAUCCGAUGACACAAAAUUCCUACCAGGAGGUGCCUCAACAAGCCACAUUGCCAUGGCAGAUGUCGCAACAACAAUUUAACCAUCCGCCGCCUGUGCUCCAAAAUGCAAACUUUUACAAUAACUUGCCGUUGCAGCAGAGUCAGCAACCAGAAAAGCAGCCUCUCAAGCAGCCUGCUUUCAAGCGGCAAUACAAUGGAAGCAAGCAGCCUCCGACCCCAAAGGAGGCCUCAAAAGAGGAAAGCUAUCAAGAUUCCGAUUAUUUCGAUACUUCCGAUUAUCCAGAAAAUAACUGCUAUGGUAUACAAUUAAAAAAUAAUAAAGUGCUCGGUUUAAUGAAAGAUGAAUGCAACGGAAAAAUUUUCACCGAGUUUAUCGGCUUGAGAUCAAAAUUAUAUUCAUAUAAAAUAUUAAACGAAAAUCGUGAGAAAAAAAAGCUAAAGGCGUCAGGUCUUCAGCUUUAA